GGAAGAAGGGGGGAGGGUGAGACGCGGACGGCACGCAGAGAGGCGCCGGGUCAACGCGCCAGGUAACAACGCCUCAGGACAUCCGCUCACGUCCUCGCCGCCGACGUCCUUCUCGUCGUCCUCGUCGUCGUCGUCGUCGUCGUCGUCGUCGUCGUGGUCGUCGUGGACGGCGUUCUCUCUUCUCCUCGAACGUGGAUACCGAGCCUCGUCCCACGGAUAUUACCAUGUCCUUCCACGCCGCCUCCUGGAGCUUCGCCCUCCUCGCGGCCACGGUCGCGUUGCUGCCCGCCACGCAUCGUGCCCCGUUCGCGCAAGCCGCAACCGGCGGAGGCAGUAUGCUGAAUGACGUCAACAUCUCCGCGAUAUUGGACUCGUUCUCCGUCAGUUACGAUAAAAGAGUAAGGCCGAACUACGGAGGUCCACCAGUGGAGGUCGGCGUCACCAUGUAUGUCCUCAGCAUCAGCUCCGUGUCCGAAGUGUUGAUGGACUUCACGCUGGAUUUUUACUUCCGGCAAUUCUGGACGGAUCCACGGCUCGCGUUCAAGAAACGAACGGGGGUCGAGACGCUGAGCGUCGGCUCCGAGUUCAUCAAGAACAUCUGGGUACCCGACACGUUCUUCGUCAACGAGAAGCAGUCGUACUUUCAUAUUGCUACCACCAGCAACGAGUUCAUUCGUAUUCAUCACUCGGGAAGCAUCACACGUAGUAUACGUUUAACGAUCACGGCAUCGUGUCCAAUGAAUCUGCAAUAUUUUCCAAUGGACCGACAGCUCUGCCAUAUCGAGAUCGAGAGCUUCGGAUACACGAUGAGGGACAUCCGGUACAAGUGGAACGAGGGACCGAACAGCGUCGGUGUCAGCAACGAGGUCUCCCUGCCUCAGUUCAAGGUCCUUGGUCACCGUCAACGAGCCAUGGAGAUUAGUCUAACUACCGGAAAUUAUUCGCGGCUGGCCUGCGAGAUCCAGUUCGUACGGUCGAUGGGCUACUACCUGAUUCAAAUCUACAUACCCUCGGGCUUGAUCGUCAUUAUAUCGUGGGUGAGCUUUUGGCUGAACCGUAACGCGACCCCCGCUCGGGUCGCCCUCGGAGUGACCACCGUGCUCACCAUGACCACCCUAAUGUCCUCGACGAACGCGGCGUUACCGAAAAUCUCCUACGUCAAGUCGAUCGACGUUUACCUGGGCACGUGUUUCGUCAUGGUGUUCGCCUCGUUGCUCGAAUACGCGACGGUGGGCUACAUGGCAAAGAGGAUUCAAAUGAGGAAGAACCGGUUCCAAAAAAUCGCGGAGAGUAUGAAGACGGCGAGGGAAAACCCGGGCCCACCCGGGGUGCCCGGUGAUCACGGCGAUCACGCGCCUAAGCAAACUUGGUCCCGUGUUGUCCAGGAGGUGCGGUUCAAGGUCCACGACCCGAAGGCACACAGCAAAGGUGGAACGCUCGAGAACACUAUAAAUGGGCGGGCUGACGAGGAGGCAGCGCCGGCGCCGCAACAUCUCAUCCAUCCCGGGAAGGAUAUCAACAAGCUUUACGGUAUGACGCCAUCGGAUAUCGAUAAAUACUCCCGCAUCGUGUUUCCGGUAUGCUUCGUCUGUUUCAACCUAAUGUACUGGAUCAUCUACCUGCACAUCAGCGACGUCGUGGCGGACGAUCUUGUGCUUCUCGAGGAGGCGAAAUAAACGAAGAUGGCGCGGCGAUCGCGCGUACGAGUCGGGCGAAACGUGCGGUUAAAGACGUGCGGUUACGAAAAUGUAUCGAGAAUUGGGACGAGACGAGAUCGACUCCAAGGAUCAAUGGUCCAGCGAACGGGCCGCGAACAUUGAAUACAACGCUGUGAUCACUUCGUUACGAGCCACGAAGUUAGAUAAAACUGUACAACGAUGAGACGACCGGUAAGGUUGGAUCGACGCGAGUGGAACACUUGUGAAAGGAAGAAGAUAAGGUGGAUGGAUGGAAGGGAGGGUGGGGAGUGAAAGUUAGCAGUCGAUCGAUCCGACUGGGAACACUGUUCCGCGAACACAGUGCGAGAAUGAAAAGUGUCGGAUCGGAAGGAGAAGAAAAUAGGCGAGCAAAAACCGGCCUCCACUCCGGGCUUCGAGUAGGGGUUAGAGACGGUCGCUGGUCAGACCGGUUGGACGACUAAAACGCGCUGUGACUACUACUACUACUCCUGUGACGAUUUCUUCAAUUUCGUAAAUUUCGCCUGCGACGCGAUGCUCGGAUCUUAUGCUCGUCGCUGAUUCUCGUCUCCCCCCGUGUUUUUUUUCUUUUUUUUUUUUUUUUUUUGUUUUUCGAUCACCACGAACGUGAACGUGAAUAUAAUCAUCCAACGAUACGCGAGAAAUCGAAAGUUGGGGAGACACGCGAAACAUGGUGGCGGAUGGAAGAUGGAGGAACGAUGGAGAUCGAGGACAAAGAAUAAGAGGGGGAAAAAAGUAACGAUAACGAAAUUCGAAAAACUAAAAGAACCGUGCAUAACUUUAAACAUUGCCAGUCUAGGUACCUAGGUCUUUAAAAAAAAAAAAAAAAAGAAAGAAGAGAAUAUAAACUUCGAUAUAAACACUUGUCAAUUUAGCCACCAUUAUAUACAUACAUAUAUACAUACAUAUAAAUAUAAAUAUAAAUAAAUAAAUAUAUAUAUAUAUACAUAGUAAAAAGAAAGAAAAAAAAAAAGAAAUUAACUAAACGUAAGAAGGAAUAAAAGAAAAAAAAAAAUAAGGAGCUCGAUUACGACGAAUCGAGACGAUCCGUAUCGAUGGAAAACGGUGAAAUUCUAAGAAAAAAAAAAAAAAACGAGUCGAUCGAGAUAUUGAACGAUCGUCGACUCGAAUGGCGCUCGAGUGUACAUGUGAUCGAGCAGAGAAGAGGAAUAAUCGCGUGAGAGUAUCUGCGUGUGAGAAUCCGCGUGAUUGCGUGUGUGCGCGCGCGCGCCACUGUCCUACGUGUGUACAAGUGCGUGCCUUCGAGUACGUGUGCGUGCGUGUGUAUGUGUGUAUACGUCCGUGUGUGUAUUCUACGAGCGCCAGCGCACGUGCACGAAAAGAAAAGAACAGAGGGAUCGAGAAGGGAAAAAAAGUUUUUAUUUCGAACGAAGACAAAGAAAGAAAGAAAGCAAAAAAAGAGAAAAAAAUAAUAAUAAUAAUAAAGAAAAAAAAAAAGAAGAAAAAAAAAAACGGUUCACUACCGGAGACUGGUGCGACUUAUAAUCCGUUAUAACAAAUAAACAACGUUCUAUAAUAAAUAAUACUACUACGUAUGCCACGUAAGGAGACGCGUAACACACGUGUGCGUGUAGAUACGUGUCGCGUACGUAUAUAUGUAUAUAU
Molecule: messenger RNA, 3323 nt
Organism: Apis laboriosa (Himalayan honeybee)
Lineage: Eukaryota; Metazoa; Arthropoda; Insecta; Hymenoptera; Apidae
Gene: Rdl
Product: gamma-aminobutyric acid receptor subunit beta
Exons: 10
Coding region: 225-1676 (483 amino acids)
Biological process (GO): chloride transmembrane transport; nervous system process; signal transduction
Cellular component (GO): synapse; membrane; neuron projection
Molecular function (GO): GABA-A receptor activity; extracellular ligand-gated monoatomic ion channel activity; chloride channel activity
Source: RefSeq, a predicted model, not a curated record